This is a messenger RNA of Schistosoma turkestanicum, 1391 nucleotides long. The record is from the annotation of a GenBank genome assembly. NCBI's taxonomy places the organism in Eukaryota, Metazoa, Platyhelminthes, Trematoda, Strigeidida, Schistosomatidae.
CUUCAUUUCUUCAAUCUUAACUAGUCGUUUAACUGUGCUGCCAAAUUAUAAAAUUCCUGGCGCGUAUUCAUACUUUGAAACCAGUUUACACACACAUGGAGGUUUAAUUUAUGGGCGAUUGUUUUAUGUUCUCAACAAUAGAAAGUUUACUAUUCAUAUUGUUAGACAACUGAAUUGCACCUGUCACGUUAUUCUGUAUACAAAGUGAUUGUCAAGUAACUGUCGACUUAGUAGUGCAUAAUUUAAUAUUCAUUGCAAGAAAUUACAUUUAUUUAUUAAUUUGCAGAACAAUUGUUUUAGAAAUGACGACUCCAGUAGUUCAACAACCAAUAGCUCUGAUGUCUACAGUGUGCUAUGGUCCGCAACCUUCCUCUUUAUCAUGUAACAUUUGUAUGAAUAAAAUUACUACAAUUGUUCAUUACCGUAAUGGAGUAUGUACUUGGAUGGCUUGUACUGGAAUAGCAUUAAUCGGUGGUAUAUUCGGAUGCUGUUUGAUACCGUUUUAUGUGGAUUCAUGCAAAGAUGCCUAUCAUAGUUGUCCAGAAUGUGGAACAUUACUCGGAGUUUACAAACGUAUCUAAAAUACAUUACUGAUUGUUAUGACUCUUACACAAAAAGUUGUCUUCUUUCUUCUACAGUUGUUUCAAUCUAUUAAGUGUUUAAUAUGAAAUAAGAAUGAAAAUAUAUUCAGGUAAUGUCAUCUGUAUAUUAUUUUAUUGCGUUUUUUUUUCUCGAGCUUUCCUUAAUUCCUUAUAAUUUACAUUACUCAAUAUUGUCUAUAUUUCAGAAAUAAUGUAUAGUUUCCUUUGACUUCCAUAUUUUUCAAAUACUCUAUAGUAGUUCAUAAUUGCAUAUACAUUAGAAAACAUAUUUUUAUUGUCUUUAUCUAUAACCUAGUACAACAAUGUAAUCUGUUUCGAUACUAUGGAGUUAAACCAAUUCAUACACAAAUGAUGCAAUGACAUUUGAUUUUGUUAUCAGUUUUUACUAGCAGUAAUUUUAUGAUCUUUAUCUAAUUACUUCUACUAUGUGUUAGCCAUUAUUACACCUACCAUUGUGGAUAUUUUCUCAAAAUAAAAGCUACUGUGCAGAAUACUUCAUUUACAUAUAUUAAAAAGUUGGAUUUCUUUUCAAAACGUAACACUUAUUGUUCUCCUAUACAUAUGAGUCGACUCAUUACUAUUGUUUGUCUUAUUUAAUUUUGUCUUUUUAAAAUGUUUUUAUUUUGACAGAGUACCUUUUUUAUUCAAUAUAUAAUAAUGGUUGGUAUAUUGUUGUUUUAUUUUGUUGAGAAUCUGAAUGUACAUAAAACAUAACAUGUUUCAAUAGUCAGUAAGAUUUACGUGAAAACUUUGUUUAAUGAUUGUUUGAUCUGUACCUCAUGAAUAUGA